AUGUCUAGAAUAGGAAGAUUUAAUAUGAUCGUUUUGUCUGGUACAGCAAAACCAAGUGCAAGCAUUGGACAAACACUGGGACCAUUAGGUAUAAAUAUGAUGACCUUUUUUAAGGAAUUUAAUGAUAGAACUAAAUGUAUAGCGAAAAAUGUACCAAUACAAGUUACAUUAGAACCUUUGAACGAUAGAUUUUAUUUAAGAACACCUACUGUUGUGUGGUUUAUUAGAAGAUGUGCUAGAGUUCCUAUGUUUAGUUCUAUGGCAAAACAUAAUACUGUUGGUUCCAUAACACUAGCUGAAGUUUUUCAUAUUGCCAAGUGUAAGCGUAUGGAUCCCCCUUUGAUAAAUUUAUCCUUAAAGAGUAUAUGUAAAUAUAUUAUUGGGACAUGCAACAGCAUGGGGAUAAAGGUUUGCAAAGAAUUAAAUGAUGAAGAAAAGAAAAAGUAUUUUGUUGAUGUUAAUAAGUUGGAUAAUAUAAAAAAAGACAUUAGAACUAGGAAUAAACAACAAAAAAGAUCUAAAAAAUGA
Messenger RNA from Plasmodium adleri (nom. inval.), 528 nucleotides. Its product is annotated as mitochondrial ribosomal protein L11 precursor, putative. Gene Ontology annotation, molecular function: structural constituent of ribosome; large ribosomal subunit rRNA binding. NCBI's taxonomy places the organism in Eukaryota, Apicomplexa, Aconoidasida, Haemosporida, Plasmodiidae. The record is from RefSeq and is a predicted model, not a curated record. Gene Ontology annotation, cellular component: mitochondrial large ribosomal subunit; ribosome. Gene Ontology annotation, biological process: translation. The transcript is spliced from 5 exons. Bases 1 to 528 code for a protein of 175 amino acids.